UGACAGCCAUAUGCUCUUGUCGAAGCGCCAUAUAGCAAAUAUCGCGGCGAAGUAUGGGCCCCCUCUCUGCAGUCCUCUGCGUCGUGUUGCUUGCUGUGAACGCCUGCUCUGCCGCCUCGGUCAACCCAGAGGAUUAUGCCGCUGACGACGCGGAGCGGACCGCAAACGACAACAUCUUCUUCGAUGACUAUCGAGGGAAAGGAUGUGUGGACGACAGCGGCUUUGUGUACAAACUCGGGGAGCGGUUCUUCCCCGGACACUCGAACUGUCCGUGCGUGUGCACAGGGGACGGGCCCGUCUGCGACCAGCCGGAGUGUCCCAAGAUACACCCAAAGUGCACCAAAGUUGAACACAAUGGUUGCUGCCCCGAGUGCAAGGAGAUUAAGAACUUUUGUGAAUACCGCGCGAAAACGUACAAGAUCCUGGAGGAGUUUAAGCCUUCGCCCUGCGAGUGGUGCCGCUGUGAGCCAAACAAUGAGGUUCACUGUGUGGUGUCGGACUGCGCCGUGCCCGAGUGUGUCAACCCCGUGUACGAGCCGGAGCAGUGCUGCCCCAUCUGUAAAAACGGUCCAAACUGCUUUGCUGGAACCACGAUCAUCCCUGCAGGGAUCGAAGUGAAGGUGGACGACUGCACCAUCUGUCGAUGCCACAACGGGGACUGGUGGAAGCCGGCGCAGUGCUUGCGGCGGGAGUGCCUCAACGGCCAAUCGUUGUCAUAG
This is a messenger RNA of Gadus chalcogrammus (walleye pollock), 719 nucleotides long. RefSeq names its product von Willebrand factor C domain containing 2 like (gene vwc2l). NCBI's taxonomy places the organism in Eukaryota, Metazoa, Chordata, Actinopteri, Gadiformes, Gadidae. Gene Ontology annotation, cellular component: AMPA glutamate receptor complex. Gene Ontology annotation, biological process: negative regulation of BMP signaling pathway. Gene Ontology annotation, molecular function: protein binding. The transcript has 3 exons. The record is from RefSeq and is a predicted model, not a curated record. The coding region runs from base 54 to 719 and encodes 221 amino acids.